AAUCCGUCUUGUUCCACAGUGCUCCUAUUCGGCUCUAUAAAGCUAGCCACGAGUUGCCAUUGUUGGGAGAGUCCAUCUUGGAAGAAUUUAACGUUCGUAGGAGCCAGUGAGCGAUCCAAACCACUCUCGAAAUGUCUGAUACCGAGCAGCAGUACAUGGAGACCACCGAGAACGGCCAUGAAGCUGGCGAGACUGAAACUGCCGAUGUAAACGAGGCCGCCGCGGCUGAAGACCAGAACGGCGCUGAAGGUGAUCAGAUCAAUGCCAGCAAAGGCGAGGAGGACGCAGGGUGCGUACCUGAUAUUUCUUCCCCUUUAACUAAAGAAGAAGUGAAAAUGUUUGUUGGUGGCUUGAGUUGGGAUACAAGCAAAAAAGACUUAAAAGACUACUUUUCUAAGUUUGGUGAAGUAACAGACUGUACAAUCAAGAUGGACCCUAAUACUGGACGAUCUAGGGGGUUUGGAUUUAUACUAUUUAAAGACGCCGCAAGUGUUGACAAGGUAUUGGAACAAAAGGAACACAGGCUUGAUGGGAGACUUAUUGAUCCCAAGAAAGCAAUGGCCAUGAAGAAGGACCCUGUUAAAAAAAUAUUUGUUGGUGGGCUCAACCCAGAGGCAGGCGAAGAUAAAAUAAGGGAAUAUUUUGGAACCUUUGGUGAGAUUGAAGCUGUUGAACUUCCAAUGGAUCCAAAAACCAACAAGAGGAGAGGCUUUGUUUUCAUCACAUUUAAAGAAGAGGACCCUGUGAAAACAAUCUUGGAAAAAAAAUUCCAUAACGUCAGUGGUAGCAAGUGUGAAAUAAAAAUAGCACAGCCAAAAGAAGUUUACCAGCAACAGUAUGGUGGCCGAGGAGGAUUCAGUGGUGGUGGAAGAGGUAGAGGAGGUGGAAAAGCUCAAAGUCAAAACUGGAAUCAAGGUUACAACAACUAUUGGAACCAGGGCUACGGGAACCAAGGGGGGUAUGGCUAUGGUCAGCAAGGCUAUGGUGGAUACGGAAAUUACGACUACUCUGGAUAUCCAUAUUAUGGCUAUGGACCAGGAUAUGACUACAGUCAGGGAAGUGCUAACUAUGGAAAGGCUCCAAGGCGUGGCGGUCAUCAGAAUAACUACAAGCCAUAUUGAACAUUGCGUAUUUCAGGUAAAAACUGAACUGAUUUUGGGGUCUGCUUAAAGCUGCAGCUCUGCAUCUAGGGACUGCCUCUUGGAGUUAAGUAUGGACUCUAUUACUCCAGUUGUACAGAAUGACUCAUCCUAGGGAACCAGUGUCACUUUUCCAUCUUUUUAUUUUGUAUUGUUUUGUGUCAUACAUUUCCAGUAUUGGAAGUGUUAAUUUUACUGUACUUUUUGGUACCUUUUGGAAUCUAAUGUAUUGUAAGGUAUUUUACAUGUGUUCGGAUUCACCAUAACAUGGAUAUUGAAGCUAUCCUAGCUUUUGAAAUAAAACAAACUUUGAGUAA
This is a messenger RNA of Pelobates fuscus (common spadefoot toad), 1456 nucleotides long. RefSeq names its product heterogeneous nuclear ribonucleoprotein A/B (gene HNRNPAB). Gene Ontology annotation, cellular component: nucleoplasm; chromatin. Gene Ontology annotation, molecular function: RNA binding. The coding region runs from base 132 to 1121 and encodes 329 amino acids. Gene Ontology annotation, biological process: regulation of gene expression. The transcript has 9 exons. Lineage: Eukaryota; Metazoa; Chordata; Amphibia; Anura; Pelobatidae. The record is from RefSeq and is a predicted model, not a curated record.